AUUUAAGUCCAAAUGCCCUUGAAAUAUCAACACACACCUGAAAUUUCAACAUUUCUGUGUAUAUACUGCUGCCAAGCAUUUACUAAAAUGUAUUUGGAGGUGCAUAUCGGAUAUACAAUAGAGGGCCACAUUAGUUCUGCUGUACAGUAGAGUGGAUCCAUUAAUUGAACACAAGUAUGCGAACAACUUAGUCACUUUUUAAAGGAAGUAACACAGAGCACAUUGAUUACAAAUCAUUUUGUUUCUAUAGGACUCUCUUAUAGAUACAUAUCUGCUUUCUAACACUAAGGAUCCGUUUCAUGUCUGUCUAUAUUAAAUUCAUUAUGUUUUUGACGUGCCACAAUUAUUAAUGCAGUAAUAGCUUUGUUGACUGUCAACAGGUACAAGCCAUCUCAUCAGUAAUUUCCACUGCCAUUCUCUCAGGCAGAGCUACACAAAUGAAAGUGAAGAGUGAAUUACUUCAAAAUGAUAUAUUACUGCUUCCUUACCACACACCAGGUCAUUGGGUUCUUGCGAUUGCCUUGAUGAAAAAAAAGCAAUUGUUAAUAAUUGACCCCUUGUGUGAUGAGAUCAGAUAUGAAAGAACAUGCCUGAGGAAUUGGAGAAACUUCAUCAAACGAUUAACUUGUAAAUCCUCAUCUGAUUGGAACAGUAAAAUUGUGGAGCAUCCCAGACAAAGUGAUGGUCACAACUGUGGACCACUCAUCUUAAAGUUUGCAGAAACAUAUUUGCAGCACAAAGACAUCAGUAUGGUGGAAACAAUACAGAAGGCUAAUACUGCGUUUAGAAGACAUAUAGCAAUUCUUCUAAUGAAGGAGUCAGGUAAUUACUUUCUACCAUGUAUUGUGGACUCAUUAGGCACAUGUGAGGAUAACAUGAAGAGUGGAAUUCUGUCACAUAACAGACAGUUAUCUUAAUAACCCUAAAGUGGGAUAUCUCACAGGUUUGCUUCUGAAAUGGUGACUAUGAAUCAAUAAUAUCUUUAAGUACACAAAAAUUUGAAUGGGGUGAAUGAUUACUAUUGAUCGACCAGUUAAAUGAAAUUUGAAUUUUUAGAUACAGGUGUAGUAAAGUUAAAAUUUGAAAAAAAAAUUCUGAAAAAAG
Molecule: messenger RNA, 1104 nt
Organism: Gopherus evgoodei (Goodes thornscrub tortoise)
Lineage: Eukaryota; Metazoa; Chordata; Testudines; Testudinidae
Product: sentrin-specific protease-like
Exons: 5
Coding region: 438-917 (159 amino acids)
Biological process (GO): proteolysis
Molecular function (GO): cysteine-type peptidase activity
Source: RefSeq, a predicted model, not a curated record